AUGAAUAUAGAAAGGGUUACGUAUGAGAAUAUGGUGGAGACGGAAUUAGAAGGUGAGUUAGGGUAUGAACUAGGGUAUGAGCUAGGGUGUAGGGUAUUGUUAAGAACAAAUCUACUAUGUACCAGAGGGGUUAGGGAGAAGAGAGAAGAGAAGAGAGGAGAAAGGAGAAUGAGAAGGGUUAGGGUUGGAGUUAGGGUUGGAGUUACAGGGCUAGGUCCAGGGCUAGGUCCAGGGUUAGGGUUAUAUAAUACGAAUCAAUGA
Messenger RNA from Pneumocystis carinii B80, 261 nucleotides. RefSeq lists its product as hypothetical. NCBI's taxonomy places the organism in Eukaryota, Fungi, Ascomycota, Pneumocystomycetes, Pneumocystales, Pneumocystaceae. The transcript is spliced from 6 exons. Bases 1 to 261 code for a protein of 86 amino acids. The record is from RefSeq and is a predicted model, not a curated record.